This is a messenger RNA of Hevea brasiliensis (rubber tree), 2092 nucleotides long. Its product is annotated as adenine nucleotide transporter BT1, chloroplastic/mitochondrial. Gene Ontology annotation, biological process: transmembrane transport. The coding region runs from base 425 to 1660 and encodes 411 amino acids. The transcript is spliced from 3 exons. The record is from RefSeq and is a predicted model, not a curated record. NCBI's taxonomy places the organism in Eukaryota, Viridiplantae, Streptophyta, Magnoliopsida, Malpighiales, Euphorbiaceae.
AAAGCCAGCCCGCACACAGCAAUAUUCAAGUCUACACCUACGCCACCUUUUCUUCUCUUCUCUGCUUCACUGUGGAUGAGAGGAGAGAAAGGGUAGGACGGUUGGUGGAGAUUGGGGCAUCAAAAUCCUCUGGUAACGUCUAUUAACUCGUGUAUUUUUUUAUCACCUUUAUUCUCGAUUCUUUAUGGUAGCGUUUCAGGUAUAUUUUCUCAUAUUCUUCUAAAGAAUCCUUUUUUAGUUUGUUUCUCAAUACCCAUCUCCAAGAAUUGCAAUUUUUAACACCCAUUUGCGUCAUAACCAAUACUUUUUUCCUCCAUACUGUAAAUUAUAGUGUUCUUUGCGUACAUCUGGUUUUGAGCGUAUAUCGAAAGCCCGUGAUCUCUGAAAAGAGAAGUAGAGAGCAAAAUUUGAAGCUUUGGUAGCUAUGGAUAGAAAUAGUUUGCUAGUUGUUCGAGAUAGAAACCAGGGUGUGGUGUUCUCUAGUUCUGGUGUUAAACUUCAACUAUUGACUCAAGAGAGUAGUGUUAGGAGCGAUAUAUUUCAUGCCCGUGGUGUAUUUGCUAGUGUCAAUCAAGUAGGAAAGGGAUUUGGGAUCUCUCCAAAUUCAUUAGAAAAUGCCACAAACACAAUAACUCCAGCUGCUAGUAUGCAGAUGAAAUUUGUUUCAAUGCCUGAACCAGUUUUACCGGUGGAAAGGACUCCAGAGUUGGUUAUAAGUGAGGUAUUGGAAGUGGGAAAUAAAGGAAUGGUUAAGGCGACCAAGAAGAAGAAGGCGGCUGGAUUUAAAUGGAAAGUUAAGGUUGGAAAUCAGGCACUGAGAAGGUUGAUCAGUGGGGGAAUUGCAGGUGCUGUAUCCCGCACUGCUGUUGCUCCUUUGGAGACUAUAAGGACUCAUUUGAUGGUGGGGAGUUGCGGGCAUUCAACAAUUGAGGUGUUUGAUAACAUCAUGAAGAACGAUGGUUGGAAGGGUUUGUUUAGGGGCAAUUUUGUUAAUGUCAUCCGGGUUGCACCAAGCAAAGCUAUUGAGUUAUUUGCUUAUGAUACGGUACUGAAGCACUUGACACCCAAACCAGGGGAGAAGCAAAAACUCCCAGCUCCUGCAUCAUCAAUAGCUGGUGCUGUUGCUGGAGUUAGCUCCACAUUAUGCACAUACCCUCUUGAGUUACUCAAAACCCGACUGACUGUGCAGAGAGGAGUGUACAAGAAUCUUUUUGAUGCAUUCUUAAAGAUUGUACGGGAGGAAGGACCUGGUGAACUUUACAGGGGUCUCACCCCAAGUCUAAUAGGAGUAGUCCCAUAUGCUGCUGCCAAUUACUUUGCUUAUGAUACAUUGAAGAAAGCUUACAAAAAGGCUUUCAAGAAGCAAGAAAUUGAAAAUGUCAUGACUCUAUUGAUUGGAUCAGCAGCUGGUGCAAUCUCAAGUACCGCAACUUUCCCACUUGAGGUGGCUCGGAAGCACAUGCAGGCUGGGGCUCUCAAUGGUAGACAGUACCAGAACAUGCUCCAUGCUCUUGCAAGCAUUCUUGAGAAAGAAGGGCUAGCAGGUCUGUACAGAGGUUUGGGCCCAAGCUGCAUGAAGUUAGUACCUGCAGCAGGCAUUUCUUUCAUGUGCUAUGAGGCAUGCAAGAGGAUAUUGAUUGCGGAAGAAGAAGAUUCUUAAUAUGGAAAAGGAGACCUGGUAUUUUGUGAAGAAACCGUGGUUCGAAUUAAUCAAGUUCUCAGGAAGGAAGAGAGGGGCAACGCAUAGAGACAGGACAAUUUCUGGCUUACGAUAUUGCACCCAUUUGGUUUACCUCUUAAUCUAUUUAGGUUUUGACACUAGGAUCUCUUUGAAGGUGAUAAAUUGAGUUGGUUCUUAAGCAUCUGAAUGACCUGCUUGUUUCUUUAUAGUAGAGCAUAAGCUGCUCAGUAUGAUAUUUUGACAUCAUAUAUGGCUGUUAAAAUGUCUUCAAGGCUUCUAAUUCUAUUUUAUACCGUCCUUCCUUGACCAGGUGACAAGUGAAGGUAUGCAAUAUGGUGUUAUUCUCCAUCUUGCUCAAUAGCUCUUGUUAGGAUGUGAAAUCUAAAUAUAUUAGCUUUGAGCUUGAAUGUC